Paramacrobiotus metropolitanus is the source of this 540-nucleotide messenger RNA. RefSeq lists its product as uncharacterized. The record is from RefSeq and is a predicted model, not a curated record. The transcript has 2 exons. Bases 67 to 387 code for a protein of 106 amino acids. NCBI's taxonomy places the organism in Eukaryota, Metazoa, Tardigrada, Eutardigrada, Parachela, Macrobiotidae.
UCGAUAGAAGGUGUUUUGAUUUUUUAUUUGCAAAGUUCAGCUACUAAUCCCGUAAAGAAUUCAACCAUGCGGCUGCUUCUAGCCCUGACCUUUGCCACGCUCCUGGCCUGCGUGUACGGGCAGGCGGCGAACAGUGUGAUCGUGGCGCAGGCGCAGGCCAUCGUGGCGUCGGCGACGAAGAUCCAGGGCGAGACGGGCGACAGCAACGCGGUGUUCAAGGACAUGGGCGACAUCAUGACGGCCGUGGCCAACAUCGGCGACGCCCUCGUCCAGUCCAACACCAAGCUCAGCGGCCGCGCCUUCAACGGCCUCUCCCUGGCCGGCGGCAUCCUCAACGGCAUCGGCGGCGCCCUCACCGCGGCUGGCGGCGGCGGUGGCGGCAAAUAAGCCAUGCGACCCAUACGAUUUCCCACAAGAAGCCCACGGAAAACAUUUGGAUUCCCUUGCCUAAAUCAUUAAAGAAUAACUCAGUGAAAUCUAUGCUCAACCAACUGGCAUGUUGUUCGAUUGUGUUUUAUUUGUGACCUUUUGCUUAUUAUU